CACCUAAAGGCAGCACCGGAUUCUGUGUGGAGCGCGGGUUGAAGAAGAGCGUUACAACAUUUAACCUUUUGCCUUUGAUCUGGCAUAUAAGGUUUUUUUUUAUUUAUUGUUUUAUCUUUAAAUUAGAGCAGGCUCAGCAGAGCAUUGUUUUCCCCCCUCUCUUUAUUUGUUGAAGUCCUGGGUGAGCAGCCCGGUGUCCCGCAUGGCUCCCCGGGCGGUCUGGCUCCUGGUCGCUGUGUCCGCUGUCCUGAGCGCGCGCUCCCGCUGGGUUUACACCUGUCCGGCCAUCUGCCGCUGCGACGCGGACACCUUCCAGUGCACGAGGGACACUCAGCUGGCCUCUGGGGCAGCGGCCACGUCCGUGCGUCGAAUACGUCUCCAAUAUCUGGAAAGAAAAGAAGUGCCCUCUCAAGCUUUCAAGGAGCUGAUCAACGUGACGUCAAUUGAGAUCUCCCAGAGCGAGUACAUCACCAAGAUCCGGAGACACGCCUUCCUCUCCCUGCGCAGCCUGACUGAUAUUGUUCUGCAGAAUAUCAAGAGUCUGAGAGUUAUUGAAAAAGGCGCCUUCACAGACCUCCCCAGACUGAAAUAUUUGGGCAUCUCUAACACGGAGCUUAAACACUUCCCAGACUUCACAGGUAUCUCCUCCCUGGUGCCAAUUGUCCUGGAAAUGACAGACAACAUGAGGAUUGACACCAUUCCUGCCAAUUCCUUUCAGGGGAUCACGGAGGAGUAUGUUGACUUGAAACUGUUCAGAAACGGCUUCAAGAAAAUCAAAUCUCAUGCAUUCAAUGGAACCAAGAUUGAGACACUGAUUUUGAGAGACAACGUGUAUCUCAGUGACAUUGAGGAAGACGCUUUUGAAGGAGCCACAGGUCCCAGUUUUCUGGAUGUCUCCUCCACCGCUCUCAGCUCGCUCCCCCCCACCGGGUUGAGGCAGGUGAAGUAUCUGACAGCCAAAUCUGCCUUUGCGCUGAAGACGCUGCCUCCAGUGGAGAACCUGGCUGAGCUGCAGGAGGCCGAGCUCACGUACUCCAGCCACUGCUGCGCCUUCAACACAUGGCGACGGAAACAAAGGGAAAGUGCCUUAAAGAAUUUCACAGAGUUGUGUGGCCGCAUUAAAACUGAAUUAGAGUCCACUGCAGAUGAUGAGGACCAUUUCGAUUACCUCCACUUUCAGAACCAGGUAUUAGGUUGUCUUAACAACUCCUUGGUCAAUUGCACGCCAAAGCCAGAUGCCUUUAACCCCUGCGAGGAUCUGCUGGGCUUUCCCUUCCUACGCUGUCUCACCUGGAUCAUCACCGUGUUCGCUGUGGCCGGUAACCUGGCUGUUCUGGCCAUGCUGCUGCUCAGCCACCACAAGCUAACCAUCUCCAGGUUCCUCAUGUGUAACCUGGCCUUCGCUGACCUGUGCAUGGGACUUUACCUGAUGCUCAUCGCCUUCGUGGACCAGCUCUCCCACGACGAGUACUACAACCACGCCACGGACUGGCAGACGGGGCCCGGCUGCGGCGUCGCCGGCUUCCUGACGGUGUUCAGCAGCGAGCUAUCGGUGUACACUCUGACCGCCAUCAGCCUCGAACGCUGGCACACCAUCACCAACGCCAUGCACGUCAACAAGAGGCUGCGGAUGCACCACGUGGCGGCCAUCAUGGGGGCGGGUUGGGCCCUCUCCCUGCUGGUCGCCCUGCUCCCUCUUGUGGGGGUCAGCAGCUACAGCAAGGUGAGCAUCUGUCUGCCCAUGGACAUCGACGCGCUGGGCUCUCAGGUGUACGUGGUGGCUGUGCUCAUCCUCAACGUGCUCGCUUUCUUGGCGGUCUGCUACUGUUACACGUGCAUAUAUCUGAGCGUCCACAACCCGGAGCACUCCACGCGCCUGGGCGACACCAGGAUUGCCAAGCGCAUGGCCGUACUCAUCUUCACAGACUUCGUGUGCAUGGCACCGAUCUCCUUCUUCGCCAUCUCCGCAGCCCUGCGCGCGCCGCUCAUCACCGUGUCGCACUCCAAGAUCCUGCUCAUUCUGUUUUACCCCAUCAACUCCCUCUGCAACCCUUUCUUGUACACCCUGUUCACGCGGGCGUUCAGGAAGGACGCGUGCCACCUGCUGAGCCGCUGGGGCUGCUGCCGCGGCAGCGCCGACUUCUACAGGUCACAGACCCUGGCUUCACACCUCCACUCCACACCGAAGGUUCCUAACAAAAUCCCUCACUCGCUCAGCAUUUAUGCCUAUCACAUUAAGAUGAAGGAUGGCUUUUUAAAGAAGGGCGCAACAUGACCGACGUCGGGAACUUUUUUAGGAAGUUGAAGGCCGCAUCAGCUGCUGAGAAUGUUGCCUUUCUGUUCAAAUGUAGGUACGUAUAGGUGAAGAGAGUCUCACGAAAGGCGUCAACAUUGGAUUUGAAGUUUUUAAAGCGAGAAUUUCCUCAGUCUGGACCAGGAGACCUCCACUCCAAGCCGGCGAGUGCUGCAGCCUGCAUUUCUGCGCAAUGAUGGGACACCAAGAAGCAGACGGAUGGAGCGGGAAAGGGGAACAAAUACAAUAUUCCAUUUUUUUUGCAAAUCUAAUUUGAAGCUCUGUUGGUAAAUUAUUUUAAGAUCUUACAAAAGACAUUUAGUUC
Molecule: messenger RNA, 2618 nt
Organism: Pungitius pungitius (ninespine stickleback)
Lineage: Eukaryota; Metazoa; Chordata; Actinopteri; Perciformes; Gasterosteidae
Gene: lhcgr
Product: luteinizing hormone/choriogonadotropin receptor
Exons: 11
Coding region: 203-2275 (690 amino acids)
Biological process (GO): phospholipase C-activating G protein-coupled receptor signaling pathway; ovulation cycle process; hormone-mediated signaling pathway
Cellular component (GO): plasma membrane
Molecular function (GO): G protein-coupled peptide receptor activity; luteinizing hormone receptor activity
Source: RefSeq, a predicted model, not a curated record